Anopheles stephensi (Asian malaria mosquito) is the source of this 967-nucleotide messenger RNA. RefSeq names its product CLIP domain-containing serine protease B15-like. The coding region runs from base 169 to 942 and encodes 257 amino acids. The transcript has a single exon. Gene Ontology annotation, biological process: proteolysis. NCBI's taxonomy places the organism in Eukaryota, Metazoa, Arthropoda, Insecta, Diptera, Culicidae. Gene Ontology annotation, molecular function: serine-type endopeptidase activity. The record is from RefSeq and is a predicted model, not a curated record.
UGUUACAGCGGGACAGCGUCACCAAAGAACCGUACAAAUGUGGCGGCACGAUCAUCAACCUUGACACCGUUCUUACCGGUAUGACUUCGUUUCAGAAAUACUUUCUUCGUCGCUUAAGCCUUUUUCGUUCCUUUCACAGCAAAUCACUGUUUGGCAGAUCAUCAACGUAUGCCGAUAGCAAAGGAACUACUCAUUGUACGAGCUGGAAUGUUUGAUCUCAACGAUGGUGGCAAUGUGGUGCAGGAAAAGGGAGUGAUUGAGAUUUUCGUGCCACCGGGAGCAAGUAUGCGUAACUUCAGACACGACAUUGCAGUGCUGAAGAUGCAUACAAAGUUCACAUUCAAUGACUACGUACAGCCCAUCUGCAUACGACCGGUACCGUACGACAUUAGCAAGCUGGUGGGUGUGUUCGGGACGGUGGUUGGAUGGGGCAGAACAGAAACUAGCGAUAUCUCAGCCAAAUUACGGCAGGCCAAGGUACCAGUCGUAAGUGCGUACGAUUGUUUGGAUAGCGAUCCGUACAGUUUCAGGCUGGUGGCGACGGGGAAGGUGUACUGUGCCGGGAGUCGGAACGGUACAUCCAGCUGCAACGGUGACAGUGGUGGCGGAAUGUACUUCCGUACGGGUAGUCAUUGGUACCUGCGCGGGAUAACAUCGUUUGCCUUGGAGGACGAGAACUUACUCGGAAAGUGUGACACGUACGGUUACGUUGGGUAUACCGAUGUGGCGAUGUAUCUCGACUGGUUGCGCGAUCGGGGUGUACAGCUUCUGCAUUCUAAGCAGGAUGCAUCGAGCAAGAAAUCAGUUCCGAGAGAUCGUAGUAAAGCACAUCUGCGACUAGCGGUAGAUACUGGAACGAAGGAGUUCUUGCAGCAGCAUAAGGGUAAACUGUUUCUGAGGGUGGGGCUGAAAGGCAGGAAACCGGAGAGCUUGUUUCAGUAAAUACGGGUAGGAACGAGACAGCUGG